ACACCUACACAGUUGCCAAAAGCACAACAUUCAAGAUUUCAAAAAAAAUUGAAUGCAACAAAAAAGAAACCACACUGCUCAUUAUUUUAUUACUAACUUUCCCAAAAAAUCAAUAGUCCCAAAAGUGUUUCCCUGUAUCUCAACCUUUUGUCCUUAUUCUUUCUCCAACUUUCUCACACUAUUUUUCUUUUUUUGAAUUUUCAAAAUCAGAAACAGAGAGAGAGAGAGAGUUUCAUCUUUCAUCAAAUCAAAAUCAUGGGUUGUGUGUCUUCCAAUCUGCUCAACCAUGACGAAGAGUUCACCCAACUCGGCAGUUCAUCACUGAGUCAACACAUUGUUUCUCUCACUUCCACCACCUAUGGCCUCCUCACUCUUGACCCACCGCCACAAAACUCAAACCCCACCACUCCUCCUCCGCCCACAACCCCACCCACUCGUUUCACCCUCUCCGAGCCCAAGUCCCUAUGGUCCGAACCCAGGUCUCUCUGGUCUGAACCCAAGUUCCAGCCUGCUGACGUCAUCAACUCGUGGGAACUCAUGGCUGGCCUCGACCACCACAACAACUCCGAGAGUUUCCGUUUCUUCAAAAACCUUAAUAACAACAAAGAAAACUCAAACCCCAACAAGCCUAAUACUAGCUCAAACGACCAUGUUUUUGUUCUCGACAAGUUCGAGAAACUAUGUCCACCAAACGGAGAAAACAAAGUGGUUCUCUACACGACGACGUUGCGGGGCGUUCGGAAGACCUUCGAGCAAUGCAAUGCUGUGAGGGCAGUGUUACAGAGUUUAGGAGUGUUGUUUACAGAGCGAGAUAUAUCGAUGGAUCGUGGGUUCAGAGAAGAGCUGAGAGAACUAAUGAAAGGGAAGGAAAUGGUGCCUCCGAGGGUUUUUGUGAAGGGAAGGUAUGUGGGUGGGUGUGAUGAGGUGUUGAAAAUGGUGGAGGAAGGUUUGGUUGGUGAGAUUUUUAAUGGUUUGCCUAAGAAAAGAGGUGGAUUUGGGGUUGGUGGGGUUAGUAGUGUGUGUGAGGGUUGUGGGGAUGUGAGAUUUUUGCCUUGUUUUAGGUGUAGUGGGAGUUGUAAGAUGGUUAUGGUGGUGAAAGAAGAGGUGGGUCGAAGAGUAGAGAGGACUGUAGUGGUGAGGUGCUCUGAUUGUAAUGAGAAUGGCUUGGUUCUAUGCCCUAUUUGCAGCUGAUUCAUCAGCUUAAUUGGGUCUCAUAGGGAUGAUAUUAUGGUGCAUAUGGAGAAAACUGUGGGUGUUGGCUGGCCUUGUGGGUGUUUCAGACAGAGAAAGAUGGGAGUUUUAAAAAUUAGUAUCCAUCAUAAUCCUGCCGUAGAUCUCAUAUAGAGUAGUAGUGAGCUCAAUCCUCUUUCAGAAGGAGAUUUUGAUGCACCAACAGGAGAAAGUCAUCUUUCUGAAAAGGCUAUAUUUGUAAUUGUACUCUCCACAAUUGUAAAGAUAUUUGCUUCAAUAUGUAUCAAAAUUUUACAAGCAAACUCUUUGCUUUAAGGAAACAAUGCAUAGUAUAAGCUGAUAGAGAAUGAAUUUUGGAUUGAUUUCUCAA
Quercus robur (English oak) is the source of this 1561-nucleotide messenger RNA. RefSeq lists its product as uncharacterized. The transcript has 2 exons. Bases 256 to 1191 code for a protein of 311 amino acids. NCBI's taxonomy places the organism in Eukaryota, Viridiplantae, Streptophyta, Magnoliopsida, Fagales, Fagaceae. The record is from RefSeq and is a predicted model, not a curated record.